Mobula hypostoma (lesser devil ray) is the source of this 9952-nucleotide messenger RNA. RefSeq names its product protein phosphatase 1 regulatory subunit 3D. The transcript has 3 exons. Gene Ontology annotation, biological process: regulation of glycogen biosynthetic process. Gene Ontology annotation, molecular function: protein phosphatase 1 binding; glycogen binding. Bases 1078 to 1965 code for a protein of 295 amino acids. The record is from RefSeq and is a predicted model, not a curated record. Gene Ontology annotation, cellular component: protein phosphatase type 1 complex. Lineage: Eukaryota; Metazoa; Chordata; Chondrichthyes; Myliobatiformes; Myliobatidae.
GUUCAUGCUAUCAGGUUGGAGGCUUCCCAGGCGGAAUAUAAGGUGUUGUCACCAGCAACUUUUAUGUGUGUUGCUUGAAUUUCCAGCAUCUGCAGAAUUCCUGUUGUUAGCGUUUUUAAUUUCAUUAACAAUUGUUUUUCACAGAAAUGGCAAUUUUUAAAGAGGAGCUCAAUCCCAAUAAAUUUUAAUUUGAAUAUCAUUUUAUUUUUGUGUAUUAAUAGAUGAACAAAAACUGAUAUGUUGAACCAUUAUGGUCAUGAGCUAAAUAUUAUUUCAGUUCUAGGCACUGAUGGCCAACAGUGAUAAGACAAAACACGCCAUUAAUUUUCAAAUGACGUUUAUCAGUGAAUUUGAUCUAACCAGUUCUCAGGUCCGCAAAGUGACAUGCUCCUUUAUUACUUAGGGUCGGUGAGUAACACGCUUUCCUCCGGGCCGAAGGUUGUGGAUUUCAGUCCAAUACCAUAGAGGGGCAUGAAGGUGGAACUGCAGUGUCAGAGGUUUACCUUGCUGAGAUGUUAAGCUGGGUUCCACCUGUUCUCUCAGGUUGAUAUUUUUAAACAUUGCAUGCUAGCUUGGAGAAGAGCAGGAGCCUUUUCCCGGUGUUUUCAACAGCGUGCCUCAAUCAGCACUACAGAAACAGCUGACUCCGCCUGUCAUGAUCUCCCUGCUUUGAGGUGUUGCUUAUACAUAAACUGCCUGCCUCCUUUACAUUAUUUAAAAAAGAACCAAGUGUCACCACCGUUGUAAUGUAGCUGGAUUGGCAAGGAAAGAGUUUUGUGGAAGUCUCUCUUACAAUGAAAGUAGCACACUGCCAUUUGCACUUGCGGGCACAAACUGACUGAGUCAGGUGCUACUAUAGCCGCACGUGCAAGUCGUGAAUAUAUCCGCAGUGCGUUCAUUGCUCAUUGAUUCUUCUCAAAUUGGCCACGUCAGGAAAUGUCGAGAGGAACACGUUCUGCAGUUCUACCGCAGACACCGAGCUAUCCAGGCGUUCGGCAAAUCAACAAAAUGUGGUUUUAGCACGGAGGUCCGGCCCACCUCUUGCAAACCUACCCCAGCCUCACUCGUCUGUCCCUCAUGGAGAAGCCGGAGGUUCAUUCGAGCCUGUGCAUACCUCGGAACUUCAGUUGCAUAGCCGGUCUUAACGGCAGCUUGGCCGAGGAAUAUGCCGGCUGUGGAGCGGAAGGAGAGCUCGACUGUCACCCCAAAUGUCACCAGCAGGAGAGGAGCCGAGAAGGGUCCAGCAACUGCGGUGGUCAUCCCAGCCCCGGUCAACGCAGGAGGGCCAAGUCGCUGCCAGCCCCGGCCGAUCGAGGAGCCGCCUCUCUGGAGAAAGCCUCUGCCUGCCGGGCCAGGAGGAAGAGUGUCCGCUUUGCAGACUCAUUGGGGUUGGAGUUGACCACCAUCAAGCACUUCUGCGAUGCUGACGUGCCCCAGAUCCCGCACCGAGUUAUGGCUAGGCUGAGGAACGAGCGACCCGAUUGUCUGCUGCCCACCAACAUGAUGGACAUACUAUUGGACAACCCAGCCCACACCCUGGAGCCCACGUUCAGCAACCCCGUCAGCUGUCCCGGCUUCCUGGAGAGGGUCAGGACGGAUAAGGUGUGUCUGGAGUCCUUCUCCACUGACCAGUUCAGUAUCCUUGGGCUCAUCAGGGUCUCCAAUAUCGCCUUCGAGAAGCAGGUGGUGGUCAGGUAUACCCUCAACCAGUGGACCUCUUUCGUGGACAUCGUAGCCAGCCACAGCUCGCACUCUGCGGACGGCCAGACUGACACUUUCUUCUUUAAAUUGAUCACCCCGCUCUUUCUGGACAUAGGUGGAACUAUGCAGUUCGCCAUCCGCUACUUGGUGGCAGAACAGGAGUUCUGGGACAAUAAUAAAGGUCUCAACUACCAGGUUGUAAGUCACAAGGUUAAAGUCUCCCCUCCCAAGGACUGGGAAAAUGGCUGGAUUCACUUCAUUUGAACGGAAAAGAGGAAACUUUCUUUACCGCGUCUGCAUGGUGGUGUUUGAGAAGUCGCAUCCGGUCCAUCUUGUCUCCUGCAAGGUUUCGGUUUCUGUUUGAAGGUAUUAAGUCGUGGGGACCACUGAAAACUGGAAAUUCUCCUUAACUGCUUCCAUUCAGUGUUGUGGCAGGGAAAGUUGUCAGUCAUUAUAAGCAAUAAGUUGAGUUCAGUUUCCGUUGUGAGGUGGGAGGGUCAGUGUUUUUAUGAUCAGGUAUACACGAAUAGGAAUCACCAACUUACCACGUUAAUUUUUGUUUUCCGUCUCCACGGAGGCUGCCUGCUAAUUACGUCCAGCAUUUCGUGUUUUAAUAAGCUUGAGCAGUAACGGGUGUAAGGGUAACCUGUGAGAUUAACAGCACGAGACUUCUUAACCAGCUACAGGGAGAGGUGACUAAGUUUCAGCAGACUUCCAAACUUGAGCCCUUUAUAUAAAAAAUCCUUUUUUUAAGAAAUGUUUUUUUAAUUUUAUAAGGUGCACUUUGCGUUUCCAAAAUGGCACUUUUACUUGAAUGCUUAAUCAGCGAAUAAUAUAACUAAUUUUGAAGACUUGUACUAUCUUUAGAAAAUGAUGUCUGGACAAUCUUUUCAUCACCUUUGCAAACAUUUCAUAACCCUACAUGCCACUUGCAACAAAUGAAUGCAGUCGUCCUUUGACUCCUACCCAUUCCAAAGGAAAGUUGCACUAUCUGGCAGUUCUCCAAGGAGGAAACCUGGAUAACCUUUCAGAACUGACAAGGGUGCUGAUGGCAGAGGGUGAAUUGCUUAUUAUGGUCUCUGGGAGCUUCCUGCAAAGGGAGUCAGACACAAAUAAUUUCUCUCUGGACCAAGUGUGAUUGAACAUGGUAAGCUCCCAGGGAGUGGUGUUGAAGUGUAAGUAAUUAAAUUGUGUAAGUAUCAUCCUGAGUAUUAUACACUCAGAAAUCUGUUAAGGAUAAAGCCAAAGGAUCUGAUUUCUGAACCAUAUAAAAAUGGUCUGCAAAAGAUAUAAAAUAGUAUGUUUAAAGAUUUCUGUAAUAAUUAAAUAUAUAUGGACAAGUUUUAGAGUUUGUGAAGGUGUAUGUGUGGUGGGGAAGACAAAAAAAAACACUGUGCCCUUUGGCCAAAAGAUAGAUAUCUUUAGAUUUCAUUCAUUGGUUCUUUAGAAUAUAAAUCUUCCGAAGCCCUUGCUUAAACCAUAAGGUAAAGGUGGACAAUUGCAUCAGCAUUAGUAACAUCUCAUGUUGUAGAUUUUAAGUUUGGUCAUGAAAUUGUAUUGCUGCUGAAUCAUGUUGGUGUACAUUGAAGGUGCAGCAAAUUGUUAGGUUUGUGGAGAAUGGCUCAGCUAUUUUAUUUUCACUGUUUACUAUGUGUACAGUCUGCUUGGCAAUAUGAUUAGUGUGUCCAGUUAAAUAUUCUCUGGCAUUUUUGUGAAUGAAAUAUACCUUUAAAAUGAAAGCAGUUUCUUUGCAAUUGAGAUAUAAGGUCUAUAAGCUUUCUUCCAGUUUGGCAUCAGUGUUGCUCUUAAAUGCAAGAAAAUCUGCAGAUGCUGGCAAUCCAUAGCAACGCACACAAAUUGCUGGAGAAACUCCAGCAUUUUGAGAGUGGUCUUAGUUGGCCAGCAAGAGGAUAAGAAGUUUUGCUUGAUGUAGACCAUGGUGGAUAUGACCAAAUUCCAUUUCCCAUUUAUUUACAAGCCAAAAUAUAUGGAAUUCAAUAGGCCAAUGGUUCCUGGUAGAGCAAUUAUAUGUUUCCCUUUUCCCUCGCUCUUUCCCUUUAGCACUGCCAAAUUAUUCUCUCAUGAAAAUCAUAAACAUGAGAUUCUGCAGAUUUUGGAAAUCCAAACGAACAAACACAAAAUGCUAGAGGGACUCAACAAGUCAGGCAGCAUGUAUGGAGAGGAAUAAAGAGCCGAUGUUUUAGUCGAGGAGUCUGCAGAGAAACUGACUAACCUACCAAGUUCCUCCAGCAGUGUGCGUUUCUCUCAAGUGAAUGCUCAUUUCCCAUUUGAAGGUGCUGAUUGAUUCUAUUUCCACCUCAAUACAGGCAGAGUUCCAGAUCAUUAUUGUCUACAUGCUUCAUCGUUUUCCUUGAAUCUUCCAUCAAAAAAAUCUUUGCCACCAGCUGUUAAAUCUGCUUCUUUCUAUCUAAACUGCAAUCUGCUACCCCUUUGAUAAAUCUCAAGUUGUCUUUGCCUUAAACAGAACAAGUCCACCUUCUCCAGUUUAACCCAAUAACAGAAAUUCUUCAUCCUCUAAAGUCAUUAGUACUUUCUGGCCACUCUUCAACUUUUGAGAAGCAUGCAUAUGAUAUGGAAUUUUAAUGCAUUAUCUAGAACUUUCAGUGGGGGGGCAAAGUAUUAGCUGUCCACAUGAUGAUUAGACUUUAUAAAAAUCGAGCUCUGAAGUUUCAAAUAAAACAGAAGUUAGCAGAGUGUAGACCUGUCAGAUAUGAAGAUAUUGAGCUUUAAUCCCAAGAAGGCUCCUGUAUCAAUUUGAGUAGAUAAGUAUGUUCACUGCUACACUUACGAAUAGUUUUUUUUUACUUUUAAUUGCUUUUACACUGUACCUAACAUUUAGAUCAUUUUUAAAAAGUGCAAUGUUACAUUCAUUUUAGCAUGAGCUGGAGGAAGACUGGAGAAACCCACAUUGUUGAUCUUGCAACCGAGAAAGCUGAAAGGUAACAAAGAAUUUAAAUUUCUGAGGGAGGUGUCAGGCGAAACUGCUUCCACUGACAGGCAGGCCAGGGUAAAUAGCUAAAGAAUGUACAAUAAAUUAUCAUAUUUGGAGUGCACAGGCCGAAGGCACACUCAAAGGCAACUUUGGGGGGUGGGAUUGGAUGAGAAAAGAGGUUUUGGGAAGAAUAAUUAAGUGGGACCAAUUCCAUAGUCAUCACAGACAGGAUGAGCCAAAUGACAUCUGUCAUUUGUAUGGCUUAAUUUAUAUGACAUCUGUAAUUUUAACUGCAAUUGAUUUUAAGGAUUGUGUCAGCAUGGACUAUUUCCACAGAGUUGCUUCACUUAAUGUGUUUUUUUUAAAUGGCUUCCUAAAACAAAAAUCCUUUAUUUCAUUAACCAACCAAGGAAAAACAUGUAAGUUAUAUUUGAUUAGACUGGAAUACUAGUAACUCGGUUCAUGCAUUAGUAUUAUUUGGGGAUAGCUCCUAUUGCUGUGCUGCUGCAGAUUAGUGGUAGCUUUAUUUGUGCCGUGAAAUGUAAAGUGUUCAGAUUGUUUGAAGCCUGAGCAGUUUUGAAGGUUAGAAGGGACUCCCUUUUAUUGUCUGUUCAAAGUAAACUGAAUUUACUGGUGUGCCAAUUUUGUGGUAUUGUUCUGCUGAGUAAAGUUCCCAUAAAUUAUUUUGAAAGCAGGUGAAUUUAAGGGAAAUGCCAAUUUCUUUAACAUUAUUUCCAGUGUAUGAGGAAACCUGCAGUAUUGGGCCACACUUAGCCUGUACCCUAAUCUUGUACUCCCUUUUCCUGUGAUUUCCACUUCCCCACUGCUCAACAUCUCCAGGGUACAGGAUUUAGUGUAGAUUGAUCAUUCUUUAAAGUCUGGUCUCGGUGCUUACUGAUAAAUAACCUAAGUGCCUUUGGAUGUCCUGUAGCAAUCAGUUUGAGAUUUAAAGUUUCACAUAGAAGGGAGAUAAACGUUGCCAAUGUUUAGAAGUAGACACUAAAGUUUUUGACAAUGGUUGCAAAGCUUGAAAAUGGAAGACAAUCCAAUGCGUGUGCCAUAUCUAGUAUCUACUGUUUUUUUUAAAGGACACAAACAGGGGCCUUAGAAGUUUUAUUAAUCUCAUUGUAGGCGUGGAUGCAGGAACUGUUCACUUGCACCUCCUCCCCACACUAAAACCUGCCCUGCCAUUUGUUGAUUGCUUUUGAUUCAGUGAAUCUCCAAUCCAUUUUCCUACUUCAUCGCCAUGUGCACUAAACCUUUUACUGUCCGAGUAUUUAACAAGCAGCCUUAAAAAUGAAUGCCUGGGCAUCUGAGAAUGAGAUUUACCACAUUCUACACUCUUUCAGUCCUAAACCCUUUAUCCUGAGGUAACGCCCUCAAUUUUGGACUCCUAACGAGAAAAAAAGUACCUCUUAGCAUCCACCCAGUUAGAGGUCUGCUCCACACAGUUAAAGCCCUAUUAAGCAUGGCUGUAAGUAUAACAUUUCAAAUGUGCUCUUGAUCUGGUUCUGAACUAAACACUAAAUAUGGGUCAAGGGAAUUGACUAAGCAAAUCUUCCUGAACUGAAUAAAGUACUAAGCAAUUUGGUGUGGCAAGACUCAACCCAGCUUCAGCAGUUUUUUUUUCCAGAAUAACCAUUCAACCUGACCCACAUCCAACUUGUAUAGAUGGGGGACUUUGGGUGGCUGAGCUCUAUUCAGAGUUUAAACUAGUCCUAACCAAUUUUUUUUUGUAGCAAUCAAGUGAUAUGGUUUUAGUUACUUAGUAAUGUUACAGUGACUGAAUGGAAAUGUUUAUAAUUUCUAAAACUACUGAAUUGCCCAUUCUCAGUAUAAGCCCUGUGGUCACUUUAUUAAGUACAGGGAGUACCUAAUAAAGUGGCCAUUGAUGGUAUGUUUGUGGUCUUCAGCUGCUGUAGUCCAUCCUUCAAGGUUUGUGUUGUGCACUCAGAGCUACUCUUCUGUACACCACUGUUGCAACGUGUGAUUACUUGAGUUACAGUCACCUUCCUGCCAGCUUGAACCAGUCCGUCCAGCCUCCUCUGAUCUCUGUCCUCAACAAGUCAUUUUCACCCACAGAACUGCUGCUUACUGGAUUUCUUGGGGUUUUUUUGCACCAUUCUCUGUAAACUCUAGAGACGUGUGCAUGAAAAUCCCAGGAGAUCAGCAGUUUCAGAGAACUCAAGCUACCCUUUCUGGCAUCCACAGUCAUUCCACGAUCAAAGUCACUUAGAUCACAUUUCUUCCCCAUACUAAUGGUUGGUCUGAACAAUAUCUGAAUUUCUUGACCAUGUCUGCAUGCUUUUUAACGCAUUGAGUUGAUGGCACAUAAUUGACUGAUUAGAUAUUUGCAUUAACAAGCUAGUGUACCAUAUUAAGUGGCCACUGAGUGUAUCUCCCUUCCUGGUUUAAGGGGAACUGUAGUCCAUCUUUCUCAUGUAUCAAAACAUUGCCAUUUUACCUCUGCUAUUCUUUUCCAUCAAUAGCAGAUGGCUGUUAUUUUGCAUAAUAGAAGAAUCUACCUUGAUUAUCACAGCAACUGUAAAAAAGGCUGAUGAUUGUGAUGCAACUUUAUUACACUGUAACCACAUUUUAAAUCUACUAUAUCUUUUGGUUAAAUAAAUGACUGAGUUACUUCUGUACCAUUAACUUCUUGUUUAGUUUAACCAGUGGAUAGCUAAACCACAUAGAUCAGAAAGAUCCCAGAUUUGAUAUCUCUGGUUUGUGCUAAAAUGUGUUGGAGGUGAUGUGUUUCUGGGAUAUAUCGAAUAAGACCUAUGCCUUUCAUAGUUAAAUAGUUUAAUUCCCUGCUAUCCGAUUUAGGGAAUACCAGCACGCAAUCUUAUUUCCUUAUGAAACUGCAGCCCAACUUUAGUCAAUACAUUGAUGGAGCAGGGAAAUUGGAGAAACUAACCUGGAUUCUAUAAUUAAAAAGAAAAACUCUUUACUUAAAUUUCCAUGCUGUAAUAUAAAAAUCUUGUAAAUCUUUUGCACAUUAGUGUCAUAAAUUUGCAUAUGAUUUUGGCAGUGAACACCACUUAUUCUGAGUAGGUCUGGUACUAUUUAACUGAUUAAUUCAGCAUAAUGAUACAUAAUUUAUGUACUUCAACCUCAUUUAGUUGAAUAACAACCUACACCCAAGUUAUCUAUAUGUCAUGCUUCUGUGAAAGGUACCAAGAUAUUAUAGAGAAUUAUGGAAUCAUAACAUCAUAGAAGGUGAUCAUUGGAGCAGUUAUGUCUACACCAGCUCCUGUCAUGUAGUCCUCUUUGUCUCACUGCCCACCUCCUUCCCCAUGGUCCUGCAAAUUAUUUUCUUCAAGUGCCUAUCCAUUUUUCUUUUGAAACCUCUAACUCUAUUCUAUCAUCCUAACUUAAGUGAGUUCUGAAGCCUAACCAAUUCCUGUGUUGAAAGGAAAUUAUUUUCCUAAAUUCCCCUGUCUUUUGCCCAUUCUUUACAUAUUUACCCUCUCCUUGUCUAACUGAUAAUGGGAAGAUGUUUACUAUAAAAUCUUAAGUAUUCAGUAAGAUUUUUCUUCCACACCUUCUUUACUUUUCAAACAUGUACAUUAAAGUGUUUCUCCUGAUUGUUCAAGUAGUAGACUACAGAAAAUUGUACAUCCAUAAUUAUGGGAGUGCUGUUGACAUGCAAUGGUGGAACGACUUUCAUACAUUCAUGAUUUUGAAGUAUGCUACCAUGGAAGAAAACUAUUCACUAUUGUCAUUUUGGAGUUGCUUUCAGAUAAGACACCAGCUCCUGGGCUUUUGUAGAGCAAAAAGAUGAUAAGAGAGGGCAACCAAGGGGCAACUCCUAUUCUGAAAGAUAUUUUUGGGCCAGUACAUGUGGGAUGGUACUUGAGAACCACAGAGCUCCCUCCAGUAUCUGUAGAUGAAGUGGCAGCAGGGACAGGCUAAAAUAAACACAGACAACAGAUAAGGAAAUCAGUGGAAAGUAAGAUGAGAGAAUAUACAUGAUCUUAACCACUCAUUUAGACAAUUAUUUCUCAUGCUGGGUAUUUAAAAUGUGACUGUGUAAAUGUUUUACUGUGAUAAAUGAUUGUAUUUUUUACAUGGAUAUAAAGAAUUGAAUCUAUUUUUAAAAAAAUUAAACAUCAGCAUAUGUUGUAUUGAAUGCACAAUUUCUGUCAGACUGAAACAUUCAGAAUUCAUUACUAUGUGUGUGUUUUGAAAAUGCAUUCUUUUUGACUCAUUAUUUUAAAAUUUAAGUCACUGUUUACCCAACUACAGUUUGUAUUUUUCCCAUUAUGUAAUGGCAGAGUUGGCUUUCAUUUCCAGAUUCUGACCGAACAAGCUAUAGGACUUAUUGUUAACAUGGACCUAAAGUUUACCUGUAUCAGCAUCCCUUGGUGCAGUUACUAAUUCUUAUCUGUUUUUAUUUUAUUCUGACAGAAUAUCUGAAAUUAAUGGAGUUUUUUGUUUGGAAAAUGGUGAAUUAUCAAUGCCAAGGAAAUGUUAAUGAGUUAUUUUGCACAGACUAGAUUUAUUUGAUAUAGAGCAUUAGGAUCUUCAGGGAGAUUUAUCAGAGGGUUUCCAGAAAACUGUUCUACCGACGUGUAUUAUUUCCUCCUUGAUCUAUUUUCACAAGUUAUUUUGAAUGCACCAGCAUUAUAAACAUGCCCAUUCAGACUGCUAGUAAACUUGUACACUCUCUCUGAUUUGCUGAAUUCAAUUUAUUUUUUGGUAACUUCAAUGUGUCUUCACUUGGAAGGUGUAUUAAGUUUUUCAGCUUUGAGAUACUGUCACUUGUGCAAUAGCAUAUCUGUGAACUAUGCAAUAUUUAAUCUCAAUUGGUUAUUAGAUCUGCCAAAGUAUUUUAGAUGGAUAUAUAUCAAAUUCCUGUUGUUUUUAGACAAUGUCUUCAUUUGGUGUAGUACAUAUUUGAUCUUUGUACAAUUCAGGUGGCUACUAUUUGUUUGUCCCUGUGUCUGCAUGUUGUUUCAUUUUAUGGAGUGAAAACUUGUUAUCAAAAUAAGAUUUAAAAUUAUAUCAAAUGUUUUAUGUCUUGUCAAUUUGAGGGGAGUGAUUUCUGUAUUGAUUUUGGUGUCUGCAAUGUUCAGUUUGUUGCCUGUACUUAAAGCAGUAAAUCUUGGUGAACAAUUGCAUUUUGUUAUGAUCAAUAUAGUUUGAUUACAGAAACCAAACUUGUCCAUUGACUAAUCUAGGACAAGUUGCCUAUAUACAAAAUAGUACUAUUGUAUUUUCUAUUUGUGAACCUUGUAGUGUGGAAACAUUGGUUUAUAUUUUUGUACGAUGAUGUCAAUAAACUUCUGUGUUGCA